Messenger RNA from Penicillium angulare, 1860 nucleotides. RefSeq names its product putative RNA binding protein (Arp). The record is from RefSeq and is a predicted model, not a curated record. The transcript is spliced from 4 exons. Gene Ontology annotation, molecular function: RNA binding; 3'-5'-RNA exonuclease activity. NCBI's taxonomy places the organism in Eukaryota, Fungi, Ascomycota, Eurotiomycetes, Eurotiales, Aspergillaceae. The coding region runs from base 1 to 1860 and encodes 619 amino acids.
AUGGCGGCCGUGACAGCACCCACUCCUAAGCUGGAUCGAUACAUCGUCAUCCACGUUGCAACAACCUGUGACGAGCAUGGCGUAUAUGUCACUAAGGAUUCUGCGGAAGUCAUUGAAUUGGGCUGGAUUUUGUUAGACACCAAGACCUGCGAGGAGUUGCACCGUGAAAGUGUCUUGGUUAAGCCCGUCAACACUCCCAUUACUCCGCUGUGCACGAGUUUGACUACUCUUACAUGGGAGCAUGUUCGCGCUGCAGGUACUUUUAGGGAUGCCAUCUCCCGAUUCGAUGCCUUCGCCACGGAACACCUCACCAGCAAACACCUCGAGUUUGCUUUCGUGACCUUGGACUCGUGGGAUCUGCGCGUUCAGCUGCCCCGCGAGGCCCGUGAUAAGGCAGUCGUGCUGCCCGCAUACCUCCAGCACUCCAGAACCUUCGACUUGCGAACUGAAUAUCAACGCUGGCAAACCCACCACCCCGAGUCCUUGCCCUUUGGCCCCAGUUCUCUCUCCAACAUCUGCGCUGCCCUCGAGGUCGAACCCGUGCAAUCCUCCGCCCCUAUCAAGCACAACCUCCCAUUCCAUUUGCAAGCACUGGCCCCCGCUUCGCCACGCCGUGCUAUGGAGGAAUCCAUCACUUUGGCCCGUGUCCUGCGGGGCUUGAUUCGCAAGUCACAGCCCCCUCAUGAGCACCCGGAGAUCCUCACUCGUCCUAUGGAUGCUCACGCCGAUGUCCGGGCAUUCCUGGCUGAGCGUAGCAAGGUUCUUCACUUGAGUGGUCUCCCUCACGAUACCACUCAGUCUGAAUUGGAGAGCUGGUUCACUCAAUUCGGUGGUCGUCCUAUCGCUUUCUGGACCUUGCGUACCCCCGAUCAACACAAACCUACCGGUACCGGAUUCGCUGUCUUCUCAUCUCACGAAGAGGCCGCCGAGAGCUUGUGUAUGAACGGACGCGCACUGAACGAGAAGGCCAUCGAGGUUUCCCCAUCUUCCAGCCGGGUUCUGGACCGCGCAGCAGAGAUCCUGACUCCAUUCCCGCCAUCGAAGAACCGCCCCCGCCCCGGUGACUGGACUUGCCCUUCAUGUGGCUUCUCCAACUUCCAGCGUCGCACUGCUUGCUUCCGUUGCUCGUUCCCUGCGAUGGCUGCUACACCAGACCCAAUGGGCUACGGAUACGGAUACGGACCCCCUAACAUGAUGCCCCCUCACAUGGGUGGCCACGGUCACGGUCACGGCGGCAUGGGCCACUCGCGUGGCAUGGGUGGUAACGGUGGUGUGGUUCCCUUCCGUGCUGGUGAUUGGAAGUGUGGCUCUGAGGGCUGCGGUUACCACAACUUCGCGAAGAACAUCAACUGUCUCCGCUGCGGCGCACCUCGUUCAGGUGCCGCUGUUGUGGCCGACUCCGCAUUCCCCUCGCCUAUGGAUCCUCCUUCACAAUUCAACAAUAUGGGUCCUAACUCUAUGGCAAGCACCCCUGCCCCAGGACCCUUCGCAUCUACCGCUGGUGGCUUUGGUGGAUUCGGUCAGCAAUUCGGUGCGCCUCCAAACAACUAUGCUCUCCCUACUGGUGGUCUUGGUAACGCCCCAGCUGCCUACCCUCCCAUGGGUCAGGUGAACUCCGGCUACGGCUCGUCUAACACCUCCCACUCCGCUGCCUCCUUUGCCAACCCUGCAACCCAGGCCGCUUUCAGCGGAGCUGAUCAUGGCGUGCCAUCUACUAGCGCUUCCAACGGUGCCUUCUACGGUUCCGAGAGCUCCAGUGAUCCAUUUGCCUUCCUCUCCAGCGGUUUGGGAGGAUUGACUGUUUCUGACGAUCCUCACUCUCGUCGGAAUGGCGCUGGUGCCAACAAGUCACCUGCGUAA